Brachypodium distachyon (stiff brome) is the source of this 3573-nucleotide messenger RNA. RefSeq names its product kinesin-like protein KIN-14A. The record is from RefSeq and is a predicted model, not a curated record. The transcript is spliced from 20 exons. Gene Ontology annotation, molecular function: microtubule binding; ATP binding; microtubule motor activity. The coding region runs from base 155 to 3175 and encodes 1006 amino acids. Gene Ontology annotation, biological process: microtubule-based movement. NCBI's taxonomy places the organism in Eukaryota, Viridiplantae, Streptophyta, Magnoliopsida, Poales, Poaceae.
CCCCACAUUUCGAAUUCGAACAACCUCUUCCUUCCCCCCAUCUCUCUCUCUUUGCCCCCCUUCGCUCUCCCUCUCCUCCUCCCCACCCCAAUCGAAGCUUCCAGAGCCUACGCGGGGACGCAGGGGUGCGUGCGGGACAGGAGGGGACGGAGGCAUGGCGGAGCCGCCGAGGGUGUCGUUCCGCGACGGCCGCCUCGCGUCGAGGAAGGCGGAGGAGGCUGCAUGGAGGCGGCACCAGGCUGCAGCCUGGCUCGAGAGCAUGGUUGGGCCCAUUGGCCUAUCCCCUUGCCCGUCAGAGCAAGAAUUUGUUGCUGCUCUAAGGAAUGGCAUUGUCCUAUGCAAGGCCAUCAACAAAAUAAAGCCAGGUGUUGUGCCAAAGGUUGUUGCAUAUGCCCCCUGCGACAGCCAGCCAUCGACGGCUUUUCAGUAUUUCGAGAACAUCCGCAACUUCUUGGUUGCUGUUCAGGAGCUGAAGUUGCCAUGUUUUGAGGCCUCUGAUUUGGAAAAGGAUAAUCUUGAUGUUGCCUCUGUGGGAAAAAUUGUCGAUUGUGUCAAUUCUUUGAAGUCUUACUACGAGCGGCAUGGAGCCAACGGGCCAUUCAAGAACAUGAAAUCACCUCUUGCACUGCGUUCUGUCGGUCAUCUUCAGUCUGAAAAUGUUGCUUUGGGAUCUUCUACCCCCCAAAAGCGUCUAGACUUGACACAGACUAUUGAUGCUGAGGGACAAUCAUUUCAAAACGUUAGUCCUAACAUGGAAGAGGCAAUCGAAAAACUUCAGAGGAUUAUUCUUGAUUGCAUGAUAGGCUGCAAGGAAAAUUUGGACCAAGAUGUCUUGAGAAAGAAUCCGGUAGCGCUAGUUGGAAAGAUUUUAUCAAAUCAGCUGGAAAAGGAACAGUUCAAACCACUUCUUCAACUAUUUUCUCCAGAAGAUUCUACAAUAAAAAAUGAACAAACUCAGCAUAUUCAGUGUUCAAAUUUGCAGAUCGAGAAUAGAAUGCGCCUCUUGGAAGCACAUGAAUCUGAAUUUCUGGAGCUCAAGACAAUGUUUCAAGAGGUUAAAGUUGAUUUCAGGUCUUUGCAGACCCAAUUUCAAGAUGACAUCACUGAAUUAGGUCUCAAUAUCAGAGGUCUUUCCAAAGCUGCUCUUGGUUAUAACCAAGCUGUGAAAGAAAAUAGAAACCUAUAUAACAUGCUUCAAGAAGUGCGAGGAAAUAUCCGGGUCUUCUGCCGGAUAAGACCACUUAUAAACUCGGAGUCUAUUUCGUCAAUUGAAUAUAUUGGAAAUGAUGGUUCGAUAAUGGUUUGUGAUCCGUUUAAGCCACAAACUACACAGAGGGUCUUCCAGUUCAACAAAACAUUUGGGCCAACAACCACUCAAGAUGAGAUUUACAUGGAGACACAAUCUUUGAUUAGAUCUGUCAUGGAUGGUUAUAACGUGUGCAUAUUUGCUUAUGGGCAGACAGGUUCCGGCAAAACUCAUACGAUGUGUGGCCCGUCUGGUGAUUCAUCAUCUAAUGAUCUGGGAAUUAAUUACAUGGCGCUGAAUGAUCUCUUCACUAUUUCAACCUCUAGGGAAGAUGUAAAGUAUGAUAUACGAAUCCAGAUGGUUGAAAUAUACAAUGAGCAAGUUCGUGAUCUCCUAAGCGAAGAUACUUCAAGCACAAAAAUAGAUAUAAGGACUUCAAGCAAUGGUCUGUUCAACCUCCCCGAUGCAAAGAUGUGCGCCGUGCAGUCUCCUUCUGAUGUUAUGAAUUUGAUGCUGUUGGGGGAAAAUCACCGUGCUUCUAGUACAACAGCAAUGAACAAUAGAAGCAGUCGAUCUCAUAGUAUCUUGACUGUCCAUGUAAACGGGAAGGAUAUGUCUGGCAAUGUAAGCUGCAGCUGUUUGCAUUUGGUAGAUCUUGCAGGAAGUGAAAGGGUUGACAGGUCAGAAGCCACAGGGGACAGAUUGAAAGAAGCUCAGCAUAUUAACAAGUCACUUUCUUGCCUAGGAGAUGUCAUCACUGCCUUAGCUCAGAAGAAUUCUCACAUUCCUUACAGAAAUAGCAAACUUACCCAAUUGCUACGGAGUUCGUUAGGGGGAAAUGCAAAGACUUUAAUGUUAGCCCACAUAAGUCCGGAGGGAGAAUCUUAUGUAGAAACUCUUAGCACACUUAAAUUUGCUCAAAGAGCUUCUACUGUUGAACUCGGAACUGCUCAUGCAAACAAAGAAAGCAAUGAUAUAAGAGAGCUUAAAGAGCAGGUAGACACUCUCAAAAAGGCAUUGGCAGCCAAAGAAUUGGAAAAAUCAUCACUUAAACUGAAGGAAAAUACGGUAAUGAGUGAGAGAAUAAAGCUACUCCCAGAGCGUACCCCGCCAAGGCCGCGUAGAUUAAGCCUUGAGAAUGUUAGUAGUGGUAAAGGCAGCAUAGCAGGAAAGGCACCAAAAUCACCUAUUUCAAUGAUGAAGUUCAACAGAGACCAUGGGGCAUCUCAUGACAAGGAAUGCAGCACUGAUGGCUUCAGUCGCACAAAGUACCACAGAUCAGUAAUACAGGUGUCCCCGACAUUAUCUGAAGGGCUGGCUAGAGAGAAGAAUGAGAAGAUAAUUACAACAGAUGAUGUGGUUACCUUUCAUCAACUACCCCCUGAUGCUUAUAAUCAGUCCAAGCAGUCAGGUUUGGAUUCUCUCCAAAGAACACCAUGUGGACCAAGGUACAUGAGCGUGGAAACAAGCCAAACAUGUGAACCUUCUGAUGCCAAAUUGGAUAAACCCACCACAAGCAAUGUGACGAAGAAAGGAUCGCAUUUAAGAAGGUCCAUUCAGAGCAGCAUAGGGAAACUGAUUCAUGGCUCUGAAAGAAGGAAUUCUCCGCAUUCAGUACAAGCAACUCCUGCUAAAACCACUACCCAGACAAACUAUGAUGGCCCAUCUCCAGUUACUGCUAAUGCAAGGUUAAUGAGAAGACAAUCAUUAACAGGUCUCCCACCACCAUCGUCUCGCAGAACCUCUUUAGGAGGAAAGUCAGAUUUGAGUGUACAAAAUAGCCAAAUCAUUGCAUGUGCUGCCAGCGAGUACAAGCCACUGCCAUUCUCCUGGGUUCGAUGGCCUGACCAACAUCAAUGUUCAAGUGACAAAAGAGCCAAAACACCACCUCCAAUGAAUUCAGGGGCAAAGGCAAAGAGGUGGCUGUAAAUCGGAAGCAAAAAUUAUCAGGGGCUUCCAUCUCAAGCAGCGCAUACAAGUCUAUGCCAUAGCUGACCAGUCAGAUUUAGCUUCUAUCGAGUCUUGGUGCUAAAAGGAACACCUGGAGAGGGUUCUCAAUGUUCAGAGAACCCCUGAAGGUUAAGGCAGGGUUACAUUCCUUGUAACAACUGAAACUUCUUGAAUUAUUUUUUUAGUAGAGAAAUUUCCUGAGUUUAGGAAGCAAGUAAAAGUAACUAAGCUGCAGUAUGUUGCUAGACUCCUUAGCGGGAAAGCAAUGCAAAUGGUUCAACUUGGCAGCAAAGUUUCAAAUUUGGUAUGGCUGUCCAAAUGGUGUAUUUUAAUGGGUACUUAUGGAAUGUUUUAAAACUGUGCAGUUGUCUUCUUUC